This is a messenger RNA of Callorhinus ursinus (northern fur seal), 2049 nucleotides long. RefSeq names its product C1D nuclear receptor corepressor (gene C1D). Gene Ontology annotation, biological process: regulation of gene expression; maturation of 5.8S rRNA. The record is from RefSeq and is a predicted model, not a curated record. Lineage: Eukaryota; Metazoa; Chordata; Mammalia; Carnivora; Otariidae. Gene Ontology annotation, cellular component: nucleolus; exosome (RNase complex). Gene Ontology annotation, molecular function: DNA binding; RNA binding.
CGCCGCGCGCGCAGCGGACAGAGACGGCGCCUAUUGGCGUCACCACCGCCCGACUGCUUUUUCUGGAGACAGGAGUAGAAGGCCCGCGAGUUGGUCAUAAUGGCAGGUGAAGAAAUUAAUGAAGACUAUCCAGUAGAAAUUCAUGAGUAUUUAUCAACAUUUGAGAAUUCCAUUGGUGCUGUGGAUGAGAUGCUGAAGACCAUGAUGUCUGUUUCUAGAAAUGAGUUGUUGCAGAAGUUGGACCCCCUUGAGCAAGCCAAAGUGGAUUUAGUUUCUGCUUACACAUUAAAUUCAAUGUUUUGGGUUUAUUUGGCAACUCAGGGAGUUAAUCCUAAGGAACAUCCAGUAAAGCAGGAAUUGGAAAGAAUCAGAAUAUACAUGAACAGAGUCAAGGAAAUAACAGACAAGAAAAAGGCUGGCAAGCUGGACAGAGGUGCAGCUUCAAGAUUUGUGAAAAAUGCCCUUUGGGAACCAAAACCUAAAAAUGCAUCCAAAGUUGCCAAUAAAGGAAAAAGUAAAAAUUAACCCUUUGGUUUUGAUGUACACAUAUGUAAAAGUACAUCACUUUUAUUGUUUUCCACAAAAUAGAUGAUUAUGUGGCAUUGCAAGGUUUAAAUGUAUUUGUUAUUGAAUCCAUAUAUAAAAUUUACAUUUUAAAUUUGUAAUGCUAAAUAUUCUUUCCCCUAGAAAGAUUAAGUUAUCUUUAUUGAUUUUCCUAUAGAACACAGUGAGGUUUUUAACAUUGUGAUAUAUUUUAUAUUUAUAGUUUAUUAUCUCUCUUGACAAGACUCUUAUUUCCUUAUACAGGUCAAUCUUUCAAGUACCAUUUUAUAAGCAACUAUGAAAUUUAAGUUAAAUGUUCUUUGUAAACAUUUGUCUAUUUUAGUAAAAGGCGAAAGAUUUAUGCAAUCUGAAGAGAAACCAGAGUAUAACAUUUGUCUAUUUUAAAUGAAUGACUUUAUGAAGUAUGCUCUCUGAAGGCUAAAGUUAUAAAUACAUCUGUUUUCACUAUAUAAAGAAAGAAUGAAAUGACUUAAAUGCCCAUUUCUUUCCUAUAUAGCUACUUCAUCAUGUUUUCAUGAUUUUGGGAAUUAUUGCUUUUUUUGAUAUUUGAAGUAUGAAAUUAAGACUUUAAGGUUAUAUUUUAAUUCUUGGCAAUUUGCCUCUAUGUCCCAUUUAAGGUAAAAUAUAUUCUCAUUAGCUUUAGUUGGGAAAUGAAGCUGUAUAUUAAUGGCUGAAUUUUGGCAUAAUGGCUAUACCCUAUCAAUAAAGGCUGUAAAGGUUGUAUAGAUGACUGUUUAUUUUUCUCUUUUGUGUAAAUUUGCCCUUGAAAUUAGGAAGAUAGGUUUUAGAGAUUAUUAGGAAUAGAGAAACUCGAGUUUUUGUUGCUUAUGCAUCAUGCCUAUAGAUCUUGUCUCAUUUUUUCACAUUUUUUGAUUACAUGGUUUUGAGGUGAUAUCAAGUACAUACAAGUAUUUUGGAACAACUUUCUAUGUUUAUGUAAUGCCACACUUAAGGAGAGGACAAGUCCAAAGGAGAUUAUAUUGUGUUUAUAUUCUGAUUUAUUUUUUCAGAAUAUUUGUUACAGAGAAUUCUACAUAUUAAAAUUUUUUUUAAUGUCUAAGUCCUUGGAUUUUAAUUAUAUGCUCUUAAUGCUUUCAGUUUUUGAAUCCACAUAUCCACAUCAUUAUUAUAGGAAUGCCAAGUACAGUAAAGUACUUUAAUUUUUGAAAAAGAAGUUAAAAUUUUCUAUGUGAUUAGUUCUGCAUAAGUAACCUUGCAUAAAUGGAUUUCCUGAUUUAUGGUAGAAGAUGUUGGAAAUGUCUUAAAAUGUAAUCGAUUUUGUAAAGCAUGUUGAACUCUUUCUAUGACACAUGAAGAGGAAGUCACUGAUAGAUGCAGAGUCUUCUGGCUCAGAUGUCAGACAAUUUUUGAAGUGGAAGAACAUUUAUAGUUACUUCAUUACUUUUUUCACCCUCAUCCUCUCAAAUUUCUAGCUUUUUUAAAAAGUAACUUCUUCAUGAGAGAAAUAAAUGUUAUUAUGAACAA